Messenger RNA from Adineta ricciae, 3366 nucleotides. NCBI's taxonomy places the organism in Eukaryota, Metazoa, Rotifera, Eurotatoria, Adinetida, Adinetidae. The record is from the annotation of a GenBank genome assembly.
AUGGCUGAAUCUUCGACUUCUUCAUCAAGUCUGGUUUCUCUGAAUUCAUCAUCGACUCGCCCUUUGUUCAAAUGCACUUUUCUCGACAAAGACACAAAUUUGAACGAAAUACCGAUCUCGAAUAAUGAUAUUCGCAUCUUAUUGUCAUACUGGCUUCAACAACGAGCUAAUCAUGAUGAUAUUUUCGGAAGCUUUCGUUCCGCGAACGCACAUAUUGACAGUUUGGGUGAAGUCGAUGUUAUAUCCGAUGCUGAGCAUAUAAAAAAACUAUUGAAAAUAUCCUUUAAUAAACAUAGUCAAUUAUCGAUGAUCGUCCAUCGAAUUGGUCGAACGAUAUUAUUGGAUGAAUUCGAUGUACAUUCACAUUUGUUACGUCUUGAAAAGAAUGACUGGACAUGGUUUCGAGAUUUUUUUCUCGAUACGAUUCUACGAAAUAUUUCAGUCAAACAUCUCUAUAAAAAGAAUAAGACACGCGAUGAACUUAUACGAAAAGAUCGUCUAGUUCGAUUCUUAUGUCAAAGUGUUGAGCUACCUGGAUCAUCUCGUACGAGUGCUGAUAAUGAGGAAUCUCAUUCAUCAUCGACAAAAACGAACGAUAUAACUGCAGCUGCACUCCUUCAACAGAUCAAGGAUAUCGUAAACGAAACUAAUCACCUUGAAGAUAAUACUAAUCAUGCUACUUCGACUUCAUCAUCGCCAUUUCAACGAACGGUCGAUUGGACAUUUGAAAAUAUGAAAAUGUUAAUUGGCUCUGAUCUGCCCAUCUUCGGAGAUGAACAACACCCAGCUGUUAGUUUGCGUUUAAGAGAAAUGGACAAACCGAUCAAUGUUUUGACUGGUAUUGACUGUUGGCUCGAUAAUUUAAUGUGUAACGUGCCUGAAUUAGCCAUGUGUUAUCACGUCGAUGGUAUUGUUCAAUCAUAUGAAAUAGUGAAAACAGAAGAUAUUCCAUAUCGUGAAGGCUGCGAAUUUCAUCCGACUGUCAUACGUGAUUUAGCAACAAAUCUUCUCUCGUUUCUCAAGGCUAAUGCGACGAAAGAAGGACAUACCUAUUGGCUAUUCAAAGGUCCUGAUGAUGAUAUUGUCAAAUUGUAUGACUUAACAAGCCUAUGCGAACCAAAUCAAGAUGACAAUCCAUACACAUUGCCAGUAGCAACUUUGUUUUACAAAAUGGCCCAUAACAUGGUCUCAAAAUCUGAUCAUGAAACACGUUCCAAGGAAUCUGGUACGAUUCGUACAUUACUGAAACAUUGUCUCGAUAUGCUCAAUCCGGAGAAAUUUCCUGAAUACCAUUGUGCGGCAGCAUAUAUGAUGUCUGACCUGUAUAUUGACGAUAAUGUUAGUGAACAAAGCUGGACAUCGGAUGGUAGUGAUGUGGAAGAUCCUGAUUCUUUGAACGACGAUUUACCAUUUGAAGAAGACAAUGAACAACAUUUUCAAACCUGUAUUGAUAUGAAAACACUCACACAACAGCAACAACAUCGUUUUCGAAAAAGUCCUGAUAUCGAACGCCUAAGGCCAAUACAUGGAAAUUUAGAUAAACGAGCGAUAGAAGCCCUUAAAUAUCUCGUUGAAGCUCUCCGAAGUAAUGCAAUCCAUCGUCAAAUGGAAGCGUCUCAACAAGCAAAUGACCAAGAGAAACCACCCUCUGAUGAAAAAUCCAAAGUGAUUGUGCCAUUGCCAUACAAAGCCACACGGCAUUCAUCGAAGAUUUUGAUCGACAACAAAAAUCAUCUGACAACGGAUGCGCGUUUAAAAUCAAUUAUACUACACAAAGCGGCAGCUGCGUAUUUUUGUUUAGUCGAUCGAAAUGAGAAAGAGAAGAAUUAUGGAUCCUGUUUACGUUACCUUCGCCUAGCACUGAAUUGUUACAGUGCAGAACUGAAAUAUCAGUCCAUGGAUCAUAGUAAUAGUAGUGCGGAAUCGAAGAAGUUACUCUCGUAUAUCAUGAGCAUCGCUGGCGAUUGUCGAUUGAUGAUUGCCCAUGUGACAUCUGCUGAAGAAAUCGAAAAAUAUCGUGAACAGUAUCAAGUCAUGAGUGAUGUCGAUUUAGAGGUUCAGAAAGUAAUCGAUGAAAUUGGAAUCGAUCGAAAUUCUUCCGAAUUUUCUUGGGUGUCAGAAUUAACACCGAUUAUCGAUCGCAACCUCUUUGCCAGUGUGCACGCGUACGAGUACGCGAUUAAUAUUGUAAGAAAUCUCGGUGAUCACGAAAAGAAACGCCUUCAUUUGUUAACCAAACGUUUCGGUAAUGUUCGCAAUGAAAUGGGUGUAUAUUGGAUGAACAAAUGCGCACAAGCAGUGAAGAAUUUAGAUCAUGAAGCAGCGAAAGAAAUCAAAGAUCAAUUUCGCAAGAGUUUCGAAAGUUUCGAUGCGAGUAUUCAAGCAUUUGAAAAGAUUAAUGAUUUGUCCAAUAUUGCAUUGUUACAUUCAAAUCUUGGCCGUUUGAUGAGAUACUACGCACAAUUCUAUGCUCCGGUAGUCAAUGGAGUUCGACAAGAAUUUUCUCAACAAGAACGGCAGAGUUAUCAAAAAGCAUUUGAUUAUUAUCUUGAAGGACUGAAAUUGGUUGAAAAUCGACCAGAUCUAAUCGAAGUUUAUCGCACACUAUCAUGGGAAUUAUCGAACAGUUACUUUACCAUGGCAACAUCACUACAAGAUUACGCACCAUUAAGUUCGACAUCUCAGGACGACAUUGAAAAAGAGGUCAUUGAUUGUAUGACACGUGCAUUGAAGUACUUAGAAAUCGAGCUAAGUACGCCAUCAUCAGAUCGUUAUUCACUUGCGAAGUAUCGAGCAGCUACCAUUCAUCAUCGUCUAGCAUCAUUACUUCAUAAUUCUUUUCGUACACAAGACAAUUCUGCUCGGCGGAAACGUUUGCGUGCUCUGGCAUCAUUACAUUAUCAAAAAGCGUUGGACCUAUUUUCUCCACAUGACAAUCCACUUGAAUACCUUCGUUUGCUGAUCGAAGAAGUGGCCCUAGCUGAUUUCGAACUACAAAACGCCACUGACAAUCCUUCUCGAUUGAAAUAUUCUCAACAAGGUCUACGUGCAUCGUUUCAAUGUCAACAGUGUAUCGGCAUUAUUGAACAACAUCGUACUAGUUCGGACCCGGAUGAUUAUAAUGAAACGUUUGCUCAAGAAUCACAACGACUUCUGUCGAUCUUGAACGGUCGAAUUCAAACAUUUCUCAAAGAAAUCGUCAAAAUCAUUAAAACCGCAACGAAUAAGAAAGGAGUUUUUGAGAACUAUAAAGAAAUGUAUAGUUUGGCAUUGCGUAUCAAUGAUAAAGCAGUGACAUUUCCGAAGGACUUAUACGAUGGAAUCGAACGUCUGAAAACAAUUCAUGAGAAAACGAUCAGUGAUUGA